Messenger RNA from Syngnathus typhle (broad-nosed pipefish), 2425 nucleotides. It is a transcript of the gene rab4b, whose product is annotated as RAB4B, member RAS oncogene family. The transcript has 7 exons. The record is from RefSeq and is a predicted model, not a curated record. Bases 182 to 823 code for a protein of 213 amino acids. Gene Ontology annotation, cellular component: endosome. Gene Ontology annotation, molecular function: GTP binding; GTPase activity. Gene Ontology annotation, biological process: regulation of endocytosis; Rab protein signal transduction. NCBI's taxonomy places the organism in Eukaryota, Metazoa, Chordata, Actinopteri, Syngnathiformes, Syngnathidae.
GCAUGACGUCAUCAGGCAGCUCCCAGGGUCUGGCUUGGAUCAGUUAGCUCACUGUGGCCGGUGCAAAGGAGCUCAAACGGUAUCAAGACACAAUUAAAACAACAAUAAAACCCAAAACACACAAACGACCGACUUUCCGUGCCAAACGGGAUAACGGGCCGAGUGACUUGAGGGGGGCAACAUGUCCGAGACGUACGAUUUCCUCUUUAAGUUCUUGGUGAUUGGCAGCGCCGGGACAGGGAAAUCCUGCCUCCUCCAUCAGUUCAUUGAGAACAAAUUCAAACAGGACUCCAACCACACUAUCGGAGUGGAGUUUGGUUCCAGAGUGGUCAAUGUCGCCGGGAAGACAGUCAAACUGCAGAUUUGGGACACUGCCGGCCAGGAACGCUUCCGUUCUGUGACGCGCAGCUACUAUCGCGGAGCGGCCGGAGCACUUCUUGUCUACGAUAUUACCAGCCGAGAGACGUACAACGCUCUGACCAACUGGCUGACAGACGCGCGCACACUCGCCAGCCCCAACAUUGUCAUCAUCCUGUGCGGCAACAAGAAAGACCUGGAGGCCGAGCGGGAGGUCACCUUCCUGGAGGCGUCGCGCUUUGCUCAGGAGAACGAUCUGAUGUUCAUGGAGACCAGCGCUCUGACGGGAGAGAACGUGGAGGAGGGCUUUCUCAAGUGCGCUCGCACCAUCCUCAACAAGAUCGACUCAGGCGAGUUGGACCCGGAAAGGAUGGGCUCGGGGAUCCAGUACGGCGACGCUUCGCUGAGGCAGCUGCGGCAGCCGCGAGGCAGCACCGCACAGAACAAGCAGCAAUGUAGUUGCUAGGGUUCCGCACCCCUCCCAACUUCCUCACCCGGUCCACGCGACGUCCCGUACAGGUCAGUGAGUGACUCCUUAUCGGAGCCUCGUGUUGGAGCCAGUGUUUUGAAGGCUCCUUCUCUUCCGUGUUUGUGUGUGUCAGCUCCAGGUGUUUUGGGGUGUCUCACACACACACACACACACACACACACACACACACACACACCUCGGAGCACCUGGAAUCAGUGCUCUCGGAGACCAUUGCGACGCCUGAGCCAUGGCGUAUUUAUGGGAUGUUGGAAUUGUUACCAGAUAUGGACGCGUUGCGGGUCGUUCUUUUUUUGAAUUCCUGUGCUUCCCAUUCAGUGUUUUAGUUACGCACGCUGAGGACAUUUGCACAUCUUAGGUUUAUAAAUUGUUUUUGUCGAUGGAUGUGUUGCUGGGUGUUCUCUUUUGCACUUGACUCUUUUUUUUGUGGGGGGGGGGGUAAUGGAACUACUGUAUUUAAAUAGGAGAGAUUGAUGACGUCAUUGCAAAGCUUAUUCACAAUUAUUGGCCUUGUUUCAAUCCAUAUAAAAGUAGAUUGGCGUCAUUUCCAUUUGGAGGUUGGCCACUCCUCGCCAGGAAGCACAAAAGUAGAGCUCGGGCUGUAGUUGACCCAAGUCGUACUUACGGACCUCCCAAGUCACACUCCUCACGUCCGCGCAGACGUCACAUUUGCCCACAAAACGUUCAGACGUGAAAAAGCAUGUUUUCAACCGCCGGCGUCGUUUUUCACUUUCUCUCGCCAAGCCCUCGUCAUGAGCACUUUUGGAGCCGUCCCACGUGUUAUUGAGAGAGCAACGGGAAAUUUCCUUCUCCUCUGCACCGCAGCCAGUUCGCUUUGUGGGACCGUGAGUGCGAGGGGAAAAAAAAAAUGGCCACUCGAGGUUAGCGUGGCCCAAAACCAACAAAAGCGUUUCUAAUAUCAUCUCCUCUCGUGCGUACGUGUAAUCGCACUUUAUCAUCUGGAGUGAGCAGACGAGCACACUUGAAGCAAAGAUGGUGCAAUGGGGCGAUCAUAUCAUCGAUACGGCGAUAAAUUUAUAAAUUGCUUUCGUUCUUUCUCGAAUAGUUUGUCUACUUCUGUACGGAGGAGUUUUGGGGUCACACUGACAAGAACAGCAACCGUUGCGAGACGCAAGUCUUUUUGACUUUUUUCUUUCUUUUCUUCUUUUCAGCGUGGCCUCAACUCUCUUUCUUCUCUGCAAGUGCACUUUUACUUUUCAAAUGUCUCGUUUAUACGCUGUAAUUAUAGAAUUGUACAUUUUCAUUUGACUUGAAACUGUAAUCAAUAUUUUAACUGUACAUGUCAUCAUUUCUUACGAAGGAACAACUGCGUGUGACAGGAUACAGACGCCCCUUUUUUUUUUUUUUUUGCCCCCCCCGGGAAGAGUUUGUGUUUUUAUGAUGUCAUCUAGUCUGCAUUGAUCCACUCAGUUGUUGCUUGGUAACAAAUGCUCCAUUAUCUUACACAGGACUGUACAUGUAUGUUGUAAAUAAGAGUUGUCUUUAGAGAGUGUUGCUCAUUGAUUGUAAUGAUUAUGCAAUCCCCAGUAAAUCUGCUUGUCCUUUUCCAGUGAAAAGCCA